Limulus polyphemus (Atlantic horseshoe crab) is the source of this 5781-nucleotide messenger RNA. RefSeq names its product cadherin-23-like (gene Cad74A). Gene Ontology annotation, molecular function: calcium ion binding. The record is from RefSeq and is a predicted model, not a curated record. The transcript is spliced from 41 exons. Bases 255 to 5558 code for a protein of 1767 amino acids. Gene Ontology annotation, biological process: homophilic cell-cell adhesion. NCBI's taxonomy places the organism in Eukaryota, Metazoa, Arthropoda, Merostomata, Xiphosura, Limulidae. Gene Ontology annotation, cellular component: plasma membrane.
GCUUUGCUCUUCCUGUUACAAAAGUGUCGGUAGAGUUUGAACCAGCCGAAAUAAUGUUUUUGCUUAUUCAAAAUUUGUAAAUUGUUUAUUGAAACUUUAUGUAAUUCUGAAGUGCAUGUAGAUGUAAUGGAGACUCAACAACUAGGUGGGCGCUAGAUUUUUAAAUAACAGUCACAGGAUACCAAAAACUUCACCGAAUUCCAGGAAUUCUUUUUAAGGAAGCAGGUCGUUGAUGUAUAGCUUCUUCUAGUGCCAUGAAGUCGUACGUGGACUCAAUCUUUUCAUUUUUCAUCCUUUUCAUCGUCACGUUACAGGACAGUUUUGCACAGUUCAAUCAUGCCCCAGAAUUUCUCCCAGGAGGAGAUAUGUCCAAGUUAUCCUUACGGGAGGAUACCUCUGUAGGUUCAUCUAUUUAUACUCUUCGAGGUCGUGAUCCAGAGAAUACACAAGUAUAUUAUUAUAUUAGUGGAGAUUCUUUUAGUGUAGACAAAAUUACUGGAAUAGUGAGGCUUGUACGUCCGCUUGAUAGAGAAAAAGAAAACACAGUUGAUGUCAUUAUCAGUUUAACAGAUGAGAAGGUUCAAGGGCAGGACCCAAAUACAAUAUCCAUAAAACGUGAAAUCACAAUUCUUGACCAGAAUGACAAUGCUCCAGUGUUUAGAAAUGUUCCCUAUGCUUUUUUUGUUGAUGAGACAGUGCCUGUGGGAACAACAGUGUAUAAGGGUAUUUUGGUCACAGAUGCAGACUUAGGACUAAAUGCUGAUGUGAGAAUUACAUGUAUGGAGGACAUUACUCCACUUUCAUGCAUGAAAUUUGAAGUCAAAAGUCUUGGUAUAGGAGAUGGAAAAUAUAGAGGAGAAAUCAUCUUGAAAGAAAAACUAGACUAUGAAGAACGAUCUACAUACACAUUAGCUCUAAAAGCUGAGGAUUUAUCAGUAUCAGGGAGGCUUAAUUCAACAGUGAAUGCUGUUGUUGAAGUCCAGGAUAUCCAAGAUCAACCACCAGAGUUUCAGAAUGCUCCAUAUUCAGCAACAGUUUUAGAAAAUAGUCCUCCAGGCACAUCUAUUUUGACAAUCACAGCAAAAGAUGGAGAUACAGGGAAACCUCGAUCCUUAACUUUAUCAAUUGUUGGUGAUGAAAAAGGAUACUUUCAGUUAAAGAAGGUGAAGGACAAGAAUAGAGCGCUUUUUUCUGCACAGCUACAGACAUCAAAUAACCCUAUUGAUAGAGAAAAUCCAGAUAUUUUAAAUAAUGGAGGACUUUAUGUAUUUGCAGUUAAGGCAACUGAAGUUGUAGUUGAUGGACCUGCAGGUGAUUCUGUAAUGACCAAUGUGACAGUGGUCGUUAAUGAUUUAAAUGAUCAAACUCCCGUGUUUAAUGUUAAGGAUGUAAAUAUAACAAUUUCUGAAGAUAUAAGCAACAAUACUCCUUUAGCUGGGCUGAAUAUGGUGGUUACUGACAAUGAUGUGGGAGACAAUGCCAAGUUUUCACUGCAGCUAAAAGAUGUUCAGAACUCUGAAGGUGUUUUUUCUGUUUUCCCCACUGUUGCUGUUGGUCGAACACCAGUAAUCAUCAGGAUUGCUGACUCUUCAAAACUUGACUAUGAACAACCAGAUCGACGCAUUUUUAUUUUUAAUGUUGUAGCUAAUCAGGGUGGCCAGGCUCUAAGCACGGCAUCUGUCACAGUGACUUUGUCUGAUGCUAAUGACAAUUCACCUGUUUUUGAAAAUGAUCAAUACUUAUUUCAAGUUCCAGAAAAUGCUUCACCAGAAACAGGGAUCUUUACUUUGCAGGCCUAUGAUUCAGACAGUGGAAGUUUCGGAGAACUUAAUUAUACUCUGAAAGGAUUUGGAUCAAACAAAUUCUUAGUAGAUCAGUUCACAGGCAAGAUAAUGAUAGCUCCUUGUGACCAGGAAAGCUGUUUGGAUUAUGAAACUCAGCCAAGUUAUUCCUUGACAUUUGAGGCUGAAGACGGUGGCGGCAAAGUAUCCUCAGUCAAUUUGUUUAUUGAAGUUAUUGAUGUAAAUGAUAACCUCCCUGAGUUUACACAGAAGGAAUACUCUAGAGAAAUUCAAGAAAAUUCACUCGAAAUUUCACCACCACUUGUAAUAAAGGCUAUUGAUAAAGAUGGCCCUAGCCAGGGAGGAGGAAAAAUAAAAUAUAGCAUAAAGACAAGUGACUUAUCUGUAAAGGAAGCCCUAGCUGUUGACUCAACAACAGGUGAAGUAAAGUUACUGAAACCUCUCAAAUUUACAGACACACCUCAGAACUCAGGAUUAUUUUCAAUUGUUGUUGAAGCAACUGAUGGUGGUAAUCCACCUCUUUCAGCAGAAACUGUGGUUGCAUUUAAGUUGAGGAAAGAAAAUUAUGGUGCUCCUGUAUUCGUAGAUGAGCCUUAUUCAGCAGUUGUCAAAGAGAAUGCACGAGAAGGGGCUUCUGUAUUUCAUGUAAAAGCUACUGAUCCAGAUGGUCCAGAUGCAGAUAUUACUUAUUUUCUUGAGGCUGGAGCCAAAGAUAACUUUGUUGUGGAUAAAGAAACUGGAGUAAUAAGUGUUGCCAAAGGUUCUGACUUGGAUCGAGAUGUCUAUGGAAACAGUUAUCAAAUUAUUAUCCAUGCUGUUGACACAGGGCAUCCCAUUCCCCAGACAGCUACAUCAACAGUUUCCAUUACAGUGGAAGAUGUCAAUAAUAAACCUCCUAAAUUUACACAAGAUAGCUAUGUUCAGUAUAUUCCAGAAAGUUUACCAGUUGGGGAAAAAGUCAUUAAAGUAUCAGCUCAUGACCCAGACAUGAAUUCUAAACUUCGUUAUUCAAUCAUUGAGCCUAUUACUGCUCGUGAUAAAACUGGAGCAAUUGUUACAUCCUCUUUAUCAGAUCAUUACAAGACAGCCUUCAGGAUAGAUGGUACCAAUGGUGAGAUAAUGGUUAAUAUGCCCCUGGACUACAGUUCGGUAUCUGUCAUCAUUCUCACAAUUCAAGCAGUAGAUCUGAAUGCUGUUAAUGCUGCUUCUGGAAAACAACAAUCAUCAACUGUUGAAGUGACAAUUUACAUCCAAGCUCACAGUGAUGUAAAUCCAGUUUUUGCUCCUCCAUGGACUCCAUCAAAUCCAAAGAUAGUGAUUUCUGUUCCAGAAGAAGCUUCAGUUGGUUCAUCUUUAUUGACCCUCACAGCAAGAGAUCCACUGACACAUAAAAGUGUCUCCCAUUUUCAAAAAAUUAGUGAAUCUGAUGUGCAUAACUAUGUGUCAGUCAGUCCCUUCUCAGGAGCGGUUACUCUUAAUCGUCGGCUCGACUUUGAAGAGCUUCCUUUAAAGCAUAUCCGUUUUGAUGCCAAGUCAUAUAUAACCAGUGUAUCUGAAUCGGUACGAUAUCCUGAAACAUUACUUACUGUCCUGGCCUCGGAUAGAGACACCAAAAAGUCUUACAGGACCAUUCGUUACUCACUUUCUGGUGAUGGAAGUAGUGUGUUUACAAUCGAUCAAAUUUCUGGAAACCUUCAAGUGAGAGAAGGGAUGGAGCUUGAUAGAGAAAAUCAGUCUGUGUAUAACCUUCAGGUAACUGCUACAGAUAAUCCAGAAGAAGGAUCCAAUCAGCGAAGGACUUCUGUUUUGGUGAUCAUUAAUCUUUUGGAUGAGAAUGACAAUCCUCCUAUGUUUAGUCAACUUGUAUACACAACAGUAGUACCAGAAAAUGUACCAACAGACUUCAGCAUUGCUACAAUUCAAGCCAAAGAUCCAGAUCAUGGAAAAAAUGGAGAAGUGGUGUAUUCCAUAGUGAAAGACACUCCAUUGACCACAGCUGGUUACUUUUCAAUAAACUCUGACACUGGAACAGUCAAAGUCACUGAGCCCCUUGCUGGGAAAGGUCGUUCAGAACCAUAUGCUCUUGUUAUCAGAGCAACUGAUAAGGGCAAUCCUCCCCAAUAUUCUGAUGUUAACUUAGUUUUAAUUGUUUUUGUUUGUUUUCAGAAUGCUACAGUGGGGACCUCAGUGUUUCAGGUUGUUGCUGUUGACCCUGAUAAUCCUAGUACAAGUAAUGGAAAAGUAGCCUAUAAGUUUUUAGAUGAACAACAAAAUAGUGAAGAUGGAGAGUUUGAAUUUCUAUUGGAUGCAGCUACAGGAAUCAUAACUACUAGAAAAUCCCUGGACAGAGAAACAAAAGAGAACUUUACUAUGAUUGUAGUGGCUCAUGACUUAGGAUUUCCCCCUCAAGAGGCUCACAGAGUAUUGAGAAUUUUUAUUUUGGAUGUAGAUGAUAAUGAUCCCCAGUUCAACCGACCCGUGAAUUCGGAACCUGUGGAAAUGAAGAUCAAAGAAGAAGUACCUCUUGACACAGUGGUUGGAGCAGUAAAGGCAAUAGAUAAGGAUGUUGGGCGGAAUGCUAUUAUUUACUAUUAUUUUUCUGAUGGGCAUGAAAAUGAAGCAUUUGGAAUCAGGACAAUAGCUAACAACACAGGAGAAAUAUUCACCAAGAAACAAAUAGAUAGAGAAGAAAAUGAUCACUACAGUUUGACUGUUAAAGUUGGGAAGUUUUCACCAUCCUCUAUUCAGCAUGUUUCUAAGCCUUAUGACCCAAGUGAUCUUACAGAGAUUCAAGUAUAUAUAAAUAUAAUUGACAUUGAUGAUAAUCCUCCAAUAUUUGAGAAAACUAAUAAUGUUCUUGGUAUUCGAGUCAACACUGCAGUAGAUACUCAGCUGCUGACCCUGUCGGCUACUGACCCAGAUAUCACUUCAGGAUUGAUAACCUACAGUAUAACCAAUAUUACAUUCUACAGACCUUCCACACAAGAGAAAGUAAGAACAAGUGGAAUUUUUGAUAUUGACCCAAGAUCUGGUGUCCUGAGCAGUAGGCAAGCUUUUGGCCAGUAUGUUAGUGGAUACUUUGUGUUAGUGGUAGAAGCUCGUAGCUCACCUGGUAGCAAAAAUGUUGCCUAUGCUGAAAUUAGGAUUUAUGUUUUACAUGACAGAGAUCUACUCAAGUUUGUCUUCUACAAACGACCAAAUGAAGUCCAAAAUAUAAUACCCAACCUGCAGAAAGAUCUACAAGUAGCUCUGGCACAACCUGUUAGUCUCAAUAUAUAUGACACACAGUUUUACAGCAGAGGAGAUGGAAGUCUGGACUUUGAGAGCACCAGCUCAUGUUUCCAGCUGCUGGAAGAUAAUGCUAUACUUGAUCCAGACAAAGUACUCAGAAUCCUUGAUAGGAAAACCUCAAGCAUUGAAGACUUGUAUAAAAACUACAGUAUUAUAGCAGUAGAGCAUUGUCUACCAGGCAAGGCUCCAUACAAGAUGACCUGGAGUGAAGUCUUUGUCCUCAUCAUUGCUUCUCUCAUCUGUGUUGUGGCUUUUCUAGUUGCUGUGUUAGUAUGCUGUAUGUAUGCAAGGUAUAAGAAGAUUGUGCGGAAAGCUCGAUAUUAUAACCAGAUUUCAGUACCAGUGCAAGGAGUUCCAGAAUCAGUUCUGAGCCCAGCUGAACAACAGAGGAUAUAUGAAUGGCAAGAAAUGAACACACCAAUGGCUGAUACAGCAUCGUUUAGAAGUUACCCUAUUUUACACUAAAUGAGGUUUCACUGAAAACACCUGUUGUCUUUUAUAAGUUUCUUGACUGGUUCCUGAAAUUUAUGUGAACCUGCUAUUAAAUAAUAUUUUCAUAUGUAUUUCUUGAUCCCAUUAUAAUUAUUUUCAAAUGUAAAUAACCUCUAAAGUAUAAUAGCUUUAUAUAAGGGAUUAUACAUGUGUAACUGAGAUUUUAAAAAUAAAGACUAUACUUACAAGGAACAAA